Messenger RNA from Funneliformis geosporum, 549 nucleotides. The record is from the annotation of a GenBank genome assembly. NCBI's taxonomy places the organism in Eukaryota, Fungi, Glomeromycota, Glomeromycetes, Glomerales, Glomeraceae.
AUGACACCUAUUCACGCAAACUCUUUAACAGAGAAACAAGUCGUAAUAUCACAAGAAUUUCCAACAUUAUUGAGUAAAAGUAAAGAAGAAUUAGAAGAUCUAUACAAUAAUGAUGUGGUCUUCGAUUCUUUUUUGGAGACCGUGGAACAAGUUCGUAAUAUGAAGACCUUACAGGAUGAAAUGAGAAUGGGUAAUGAGACUUUGGCAAGAAAAACAUUAUCACAAGAACAAGAAUUAUAUGAGUUACGUAAUAGGAUUGUCAACCAAGAAAAAGGAUUAAAAGAACUUUUUACAGAAUUUGAAGAAAAACUUAAAGUUCAACAAGAGACUUUAAAGAGAUUUUCACCAUCAAUUCUUAUGACAAAAUUAAAGUCUGAAACACAACAAUCCGAUGAAUUAAGUGAACAAAUGGCAAAAUCAUUUUUAGAUGGAGAAUUAGAAGUUGAUCAAUUUUUAAAACAUUUUCGAGAGGUAAGAAAGGUAUAUCAUCUGAGAAAUGCCAAAGUAGAAAGAGUUAGUACACAACCUGGAAUUUUAGGAACAAUGUGA